Messenger RNA from Alnus glutinosa, 1234 nucleotides. RefSeq lists its product as uncharacterized. Lineage: Eukaryota; Viridiplantae; Streptophyta; Magnoliopsida; Fagales; Betulaceae. The coding region runs from base 114 to 920 and encodes 268 amino acids. The transcript is spliced from 3 exons. The record is from RefSeq and is a predicted model, not a curated record.
UACAAAUUACAAAGUAAGAAUCUCGCGUGCCUUUUGGAAUCACCCUGCUGAAAUUUUGAUGCUGUUAAUUACCAAGCUAACAAGUACCGCUGCAUAACCGUUUUGUUCUUCACAUGGCGAUUUCCUGUUUUGGGAUCUGCUGCAAGUCAACCGUCUCAGAAGAUACUCACGAACACCCGCUUCAAUUGAUAACGAAUAGCAAAGCACCUUAUAAGUGUGAUGGGUGUAAAGAACUAGGGUAUGGAUCAUCUUACCGGUGUAUCGAAUUCGAAAAGAACUGUCGUCCUGGCUAUCAACUUCACAAGGAAUGCACUUCAGCUUUGGCCAACAGCGCCACCAUGCACUCAUUAUUCUUCAAGAAUGUCCACUUCAAAUUUCAUAAGCAACCCCCAGAACAUGUUGGAUCUUGUGUUGCAUGUGGGAAGGAUGUCCAAGGGUUCAGGUACCACUACUCUUCGCCUAAGAAGAAUGCAUUCCUAGGGUUUUUUCUUCCGAGCAAACAACUUGUCCUGCAUCCUUGUUGUUUCAGGCUCCCAAGUAACAGAACUAAUCAGGGGUUGAAUGCAAGUAAUGAAGGGGUUGUGAAUCUAGAGCUAAAGGAAAAGGCCGUAUCGAACUGCCUAAUUUGCCAAAGAAAGAAAAUCUCAAAAAAGAUUGAGGGCUGGGCCUAUGUCUCCACUUGUGGUGAAUACUGUUACCAUGUGAAAUGUGUGAAAGACUUGGUCGACAAGAGGUUGGAGCAACAAAUUGAUGGAACAAAUACAAGUACCUUACAAUUGGAAGUAAGGCAAAACGCCUUACAGGUUGGUACGGAAGUCAUAAAAGUGGUUCUAAAGCUCAUUAUUGAAGCAAUUUUCGGGGAUCCACUAUCUGCGAUUGUUACUUUUGUCCUAUAUUUUUUUACAGACAGAAUAGGUUAAUUAGGAAAAAAUAAUUAAUAAUAAUAAUAAUGUGCCACUGGAAGCCUCAAUCUGGAUCUUUUGAUCAUACCAUCGUUAUAUUUUCUUAUGUAAGAGGAUAUAUAAUCCAUGGUGAGAAUUAUGUAUGCAUGAAUAUCUGUUAUAAUUUGUGUGUACCAAUCUGAUCAUCUUUACAUAGAUGAACUUGAUGAAGUAUUUUGGCAAUACCUUGGGUAGAGUACUCUUCCGUUGGUGAUCUCUGUCUUGUCCCCAUCAAGCUUAACAAAAGUACAUCAAUGUGAUAUCAUAAAUGAAUAUUAAUUUGAACAGUCAAA